CCGGUUUCCAACGACUACCAAAACUCUCUCUCUCUCUUUUGUCUUAUUAAUACUUAAACACUAACCGAAGCAGAAGAACAGUCCUCGAAGGCGGAGGAAGAAACAAUGGGGAAAUCUCCGUCUUCUUGCUUCCGAAUCAUCACUUGCGGCGGCGGCGCCGGUGAGCCCACCGCGAAAGACGCCGGCGAUCUCAACUCCUACGAGAACAAGAGCUCUCCUGACAAACGUGGAUGGAGUUUCCGUAAGAAAUCCGGGGGACACCGAGGUUUGAACAACAGUGCUGUGUCUGAAACACCUGUGGCGAUACGGACCAGAGAAACUCUGGAAUCUGCUCUACUGAAAUCCCCAUCUCCCGACAGUAACAAAGUGUCUGAAAAGCCCUUCACGGUUCAAUCUACGGAAGACAUGAGCCAGUUACCUGUUACAUAUGUGUCGCAACCGACGACUGAAGAGAAAACCCAAUUUCCUGUUCCACAAGCUGUGCAACCUACAGAGGACAAGCCUGUGUUGUCGGUUGCGAGAGUGGAGGAACUGCUGAUUCAUGACAGAACUGAGUUGCCUGUUCCUGUGGAAACAAGAGGGACAGAGACUGAGGAUGAAGUGAAUGAAACUGAAAUGGAAACUGAAUUGCACGUAAAGUCGAAAGGGACAGAUGCCGGUGAUGCCACAGUGAUGGAGGAAGAUAUCGGUUCGGAGGUUUGCACUCAAGAACCCGAGACCGGUGAUGUCAUGGUAAUCAAGAAAGAGAACGAUGAAGAAUUCGGUGAAAAGAUCGACGAAUCUGUGAUCAUAAUCAUCCAAUCUGUCAUCCGGGGAUUUCUGGCUCGGAGAAAUUUUUUGAAGCAUAAGAAAGCUAUUAUAUUGCAAGCUGCAAUGAGAGGUCACCUAGUUAGGAGGCAGGCCAUUGGAACCCUACGUUGCGUCCAGGCCAUCGUCAAAAUGCAGGCACUUGUCCGUGCACGUCGGUCAAUGAACCAUAGAGCCCAUGUUUCAGAAAUUUCGGAUAGUGCCGAAAAGCUGCUCCAGAAUAUGUUUGCUCGUCACCUAAUGGGGUCGGGGCCGAAGACCAAACCUAUUAAUAUCAAAUGUGACCCAGCAAAACCGAGUUCUGCUUGGAACUGGCUGGAGAGAUGGAUGUCUGUUUCAUCGCCCGAGAAGACAUCGAAACCAGAUUUGGGUACGGAAGAACAGAAAUCUGAGAAACCCUGUGCCUUAGCUUGUCCCGAGGAAGUACUGUCACGUGAUGAAAGAGUUCAUUCAGAGUUAGAGAUUGAAACCGAAAAGAACCUGUCUGGUGACGAAGCAAGUGAGAUAGAAGUGCAUGACGUGGAGAUUGGUUCUCGCGUGGAUAAACCUCGUUCUUUGCAGGAGGAGAUGGAAUCUACAGGUGAACAGCCAAAAAAUCCUCUGAAGCGAAAAGUGAGCAAUCCUUCUUUCAUUGCUGCACAGUCAAAGUUCGAGGAACUGACUUCAGUUUCGAACAAACCUAUGACUAUGUCUUACAAAGAUGUUGUCCUGGGAGAAACUGAAACCAAAACCGAUAAGAUUUCAUCUAAUGAGCUUAGCACCAUGGAAGAUGUCGCCCGAAAUCAGCUUGACGGUGGAUUUGAUCACGGUAUCGAAAAAUCUGAAUCUUCAGCUCUCGGUAUUCCUGACAAGAACUCGGAAACUGAGGCUGCAGAUUCAAAGAAUGGAAUUACAUUCUCUGAGAAAGGAACCGACGAUGCAAAGGUGACAAAUAUCGAAGUUAAGGAUGAAGUAGAAGAUUCUGUCGUGUUGGAGAAUAAACAGAAAUCGGUAAUAAGCACACCAGAUGAUAAGAAGAAGCAUCAAAAAACCGAAAAAGUGAAUCAAGCUUACACAUUUUCGCCCGAAGCUUCUUCUCCGAUGACAAUACCUGAGUCCCAGGCAACACCCUCGUCGGUGAAAUCCAAAAAGGAUGGGACCCGAAAGAGCGGUUCGAGUCAAAAGCGGAAGCCGAGCAAGAAAACGACAUCAAGCCCGAACCAUGAAUCCGGUGGCUCGGAAAACGUGGAGCAAGGACCCGGGAAAGACCAGAAGAGUGGGAGGAGACGAAACUCGUCCGGGGUUGAUCAAGAACCGAGAGAUGAUGGGAAGAGCUCGAUCCCGAGGUUUAUGAGGCCAACGGAGUCGGCAAGAGCAAAGGUACAAGAACAAAACUCGCCAAGAUCGAGCCCCGAUGUCCACGAGAGAGACGAUUCCAUCAAGAAGAGGCAUUCGUUGCCGGGUUCGAACGGAAAACAAAACUCGUCUUCUCCUAGAAUCCAACGAUCAUCUACACAAACACAGCAAGGAACGAAGGAGAGGAAAUGGCAGAGGUGAACCUCCGACGGAUCCGUAAUCGGAAUCCGACACCGAAGUCUUUGGUUUCGGUAACUGUUUCCGGGAGAAUUUGAUCAAAUGGUUUGUGUUUUCAGACAUCCUUAAAAACUCUUUUAUGAACUUGAAGUGUGCAAGAUGUGAGGGGGGAGCCUUUGUAUAGGAUCGUGCUUUUUGUUUUUUUUUUUUUGUUUUUUCAGACAUUUAUUUGAUUAAGAUUUGUCGAGUUGGUUUGGUUUGGGCUUUUGAAGUUGGGUGGUGAUGUUUUUAUGGACAUUUCCUAAAGCUGACAGUGAAAGCUUAUUGUAGACAGAAAAAGAUGUUUGAGAAUUGUGUGUCCUGUAAUAAUCUUACAAGUUCUUUUUAUUUUUUACUUUGGAUC
Molecule: messenger RNA, 2722 nt
Organism: Tarenaya hassleriana
Lineage: Eukaryota; Viridiplantae; Streptophyta; Magnoliopsida; Brassicales; Cleomaceae
Product: protein IQ-DOMAIN 32
Exons: 7
Coding region: 106-2343 (745 amino acids)
Molecular function (GO): protein binding
Source: RefSeq, a predicted model, not a curated record